Calidris pugnax (ruff) is the source of this 681-nucleotide messenger RNA. RefSeq lists its product as uncharacterized. NCBI's taxonomy places the organism in Eukaryota, Metazoa, Chordata, Aves, Charadriiformes, Scolopacidae. The record is from RefSeq and is a predicted model, not a curated record. The transcript is spliced from 6 exons.
AUGGCGGAAAAGUCUGAGGUUUCUGAGCUUUUCUUCUCAGUGUGUCAGAGCAGCACUUGUGCAAAUUUAGCCUCCAGUGUUUGCAAAACAUCACGUUCUUACGUGAACGAUGUCUCUGGCACUCCGGUCACUGUGGAUGUCGGAAAGUGCUAGUCCAGCUGCCCAUCCCAGUGGACCAGCUCCCCCCAGGGCUCCCAGCCCUCCCUCCCAGGGCUUUCCAGACAUUCCUCCGUGCUUGAUUUCCUUAGAAGCAAGAAGGUGAGAAAAGUGUGUCUGUCCUCCCUGUUGGCUGCUGGAUGGACUUUUCCACACGCCACAAAGUUCAUCACUGCUCUAGUCAAAAAGUCACACCAUGGGGAGGUGGUUCAGAUGCUGGAGAACUGCAAAAUGAAGGAAAAAUGCUGCUGCAUUUCCCAGGUGGAAUAUUAUUAUGAAAUUGUGCACAACUCUGAAAUUGAUGUGGGAAGGUGCUUGGGCAGCUGCUCCUUGGGGGAUCCCUGCGUGCUUAGAGGCUCCCAAGGCAGAAAGAAAUGUCUGGUUUGGGUAGAAGCUGUGUGUGACAUACACACCUUCAGGAGCCGGCGGGACCGUGGUCGCACUGUCAUUGCCAUCAGGCAGUGCAAGUGCUGGGGGCAGCGGGGCCAGGGACAUGCAGCUGAUGCACUGGUGGUCAUUGUAUAA